Eutrema salsugineum is the source of this 3478-nucleotide messenger RNA. RefSeq lists its product as uncharacterized. Lineage: Eukaryota; Viridiplantae; Streptophyta; Magnoliopsida; Brassicales; Brassicaceae. Bases 71 to 3277 code for a protein of 1068 amino acids. Gene Ontology annotation, molecular function: ubiquitin binding; nucleic acid binding. The transcript has 8 exons. The record is from RefSeq and is a predicted model, not a curated record.
UCUCUCUCUCUCUCUCUCUCUCUCUCUCUCUCUCUCUCUCUCUCUCUCGCUAUCUCUCCCCGUCGCUGCCAUGGCUUGCGCCGAGCAGCCUAUCAAGAAGCGUCGGCUGUAUGAGUCAAUCCCUGAACCGCAGCCUCCGCCACCGCAAGCAGAGUCCCCACCCACUCCUGCGCUGGUGAGCUCGUUCCCCGCUCCGGUGACGCCGCCGCCUCUAUCUCAGGAGGAAAUUCAAAGCAGAAGCAGGAACAGAGAAGAGAUUCGAAGAGUGCAUGAGUGCUAUAAGCGUCUCAAAUCUUAUAUCGGUCAGAGAGAUGGCGGCCGCUCUGCGAUUAUUGAGCAAGCGUAUCGCUCCCUCAUCUCCGCUUCCCGAGGUUGUACUAGCGUUAAACGACUUGUGGCUGAUCUUGUUCCUCGAUAUGCACUGUACUGCCCUACUGCUAUCGGAGACGCAGUGCAAGCUGUCAUCGACAUGCAUAACUUCAGCUUGGAAGCACUAAAUGGUGGACAAGAUGCUGAUGGUGUUGCUUUCCAAACUGCUAAAGCCUGCAUAUUUGGUUUGGUCGACCUAUGUUCUGCUGCUUCUUCAAACAGAGCAUCAUCACCAGGGGCUCGGGAUAUCUGCUCUACUGUGUUCAGAAAUGUGUUAACCUUCUUAGUGUUAUCCUUUGAGGCAAAAGAUAUAUUCCAGAUAGUUGAUAAGAGCGAUUUGAAGGUGCAAGAUCCUCCUGGUGAAUUUUUUUCUCAGCUGAUGCAAAAACUUUCAGAUGGAAACUCGUUACCGUUGAUCAAACUAUCCCAGUUUCGUGUUUUAGCUUUACUGAAAGUAUUCUUCAACUUCCCGAAAAAUUCAAUUGCUACUUGUUUUGGAUUCUUCAAUUCGUCAUCAAUAGAGGAUGUAACUACGGGGAGGUAUCUCAUUACUCAUAUGACAGAAACGAUUAAUGAUAUUGAUGCCGCUAGUAAUGAACCUGAACCAGACGAGAAUUCUGGUCAGACAGGUUAUAACAAAACAGAGGCUACUGGUAAGAAUGCGGAAGGGUUAAGUGAGAUCCAAGAAGCAUCCCACAGUCUAAACAGCUGCCUGUUAGGAAUGGUUCUUAGAAAGAGUCCCUCUACUGGUAGGUGGGCCUUCUUUAACUAUAAGAAAAUAUGCACCCUGUCAUCUUUCAUGGAUAUAUCCAGUGCUAUUCCUUCAAUAGAGGGAAUCUUUGGAUUUAUUGGAAAAGAUAUCAAGUUAGAAGAUUGUCAAAUGGAGAGUGACGAGGAUGAUCAUGGUAAAUUUUCAGCUUCACAUGUGAAGCCUCAAAGUUCUGCAGAAAACGAUGUCCGCUCUAGUGCUGGAUCAGUUUAUGAUGCUGGAGGUUCACGAUCUAUGGAUUUUGAGACUGUUGACCAGAGAGACUUGUCAUGCGGUAGAUCUUCAGUCCCAAGGGGAAUAAUAAACCACCAGACACCAUCUCCUUCUGCAAGAGCGCCUUCAGAUUUAAGGAGUAACUCUGCAGAUGGUAGGAACAAUUUUGUUCUUGCAGGAUCACCUGUUUAUCAAGCAGCACCCCAUGGGCCUUCAUCAGGGCACAUUGUUUGGUAUUUGGAUGGAGACCCCACUGCUUAUGACAUUUUUCCGGCUUCGGGGCAACUGUGGUUAGGGUAUUUAGGACCAGAUGAAACUGAAGGUCAUCUAAGGUUUCAGCUUGAUAGGUACGGUCCAGUAGACCGUUUCUUUUUUGAUCCAGUGAAAGGAUUUGCCCUAGCUGAAUAUAGAAGUAUAAUAGAUGCAAUCAGAGCUCGAGAAUAUCUGAGAUCACAAUUUCCUUGGCGCAUUAAAUUUAUGGAUAUAGGAGUUGGUGCAAGGGGAUCUUUGAAUGGGGUAGCAUAUGGUUAUUGUACUCAUUUGUAUAUUGGAAGCAUCUCUAGUCAGUGGGAGAGGGACGAAAUUGUCCAUGAGUCACGGCAAGCCCUUUAUAAAGGACCUCGCAUGGUGACUGACCUGUACUAUGAACAUGCCCUUCUGAUGGAGUUUGAUACACCUGAUGAUGCUGCCAUUGUUAUGGCCCAUCUCAGGUUUUAUCGCGGAGAAAAGAGUAAAUUUCACUUGGCAUCAGUCAAUCGUCCUUUGCCUCAUGAAGAUGGAGGAAGUCAUCCAGAGCGGCACCUUCAAGUGCCUCCCACAUCAAAACCGGAUAGUGGAUCAGGGGAAUACGUGUCCCCCUUAAUGAGUACGGAUAACCACUGUAAUUCUGUACCUCCUGGAGCUCCCUUUCAGCAAAACUGGCCUGCUUCUGCUCCUGCACAAGGAGUCUCAGGGACUCCUUCAUGUGUGCCCAUGCCUGCUCCAGGACAGCCUGUUACACCGACAUCCCACAUUCCUCCAUCUCCAUUUGUUCAACAAUCCAUUUACCCUCCACCAAACAGCUCUUGGGAUACAAGAUCUCUUGGCCACCAAAUCUCUCCAAGUGGUAAUGCAGCAGCAACAUCAUCACAGAUUCAAGGACCUCCACCGAAGCAGGUUUCAGGUCCAUUUAUCCCGCCUCCCGUGCAUCCAGUCUCUCAGGCACAAGGACCUCAAGUUCAGCAUUUUGAUCAUGUGUAUCCACCUCCGCCUGUAGGACAUUCGUUACCCUUUGUGACACAGCCACCAUUACAAGCUCAAUCUCAGCCACCGCCACCAGAAAUGAUGCCACCUCCGCCUCAAGCUCAACCACCCCCUCUGCCCCAGGCACACCCACCUCUGGCUCCUCCUCCGCCUAGUACUCCACCGUCUCCUCUGCCCUUACCUCCAACGGUCACACAGUUGUCUGAACCGGAUGCUUCCAAACAUAACGUAGAGCACCAUUGGCAGGGUGCUUUGUCGAAAAGUGGAGUUCAUUACUCCACGAUCAUUGCGCAGAGACUGGAAUCAGAUAUUUGCAAAUAUACCAACGGAUCUUCAGAGCCUGUGCGAUGGCCAGUUAAACUGGAUAUGACCAAGCGCACGGAUAUGAAGCACAUAAAAGCUGCUUUUACAAAUACACAGCCGCACAAAAGGGAGGUUUGUCAGUUGAUUCCUGCAACUUUCAACGAUCGUAAAGGGCUCCAAGAUUUCAUAUCAUACUUGAAGCAGAGAGAUUGUGCGGGAGUGAUAAAGAUCCCUGCAGCAAGUCCCACCAUAUGGGCAAGGCAUCUCUUCAUUCUUCCCUACUCGCAAGAGACAUGUUCCUUGCUUUCUGUUUCCCCGUGUUCCUCCGAAUGCUUGAUCGGUUUGGUUUUGCCCAAAGAACCAAAUGCUGAGUGCUCGUGACAUAUACUCUAUCCAGGGACAAAGAGUAGUAAAUGAAGACUUUCAUUGUUUUUGUGCUUUAGAUAGCAGUUCUAAACCACUUUGUAUAUUAACUCACUUAGUGUAAUCCCUCACUCUUUUCUUUCUCCCUUUUUGAGGGAGAGCCAAUUGUAGAUUUGUGUGAACUAUAUAGUACUUGCUAUUGCAGUUUUGUUCUCGCUU